This is a messenger RNA of Penicillium taxi, 390 nucleotides long. RefSeq lists its product as uncharacterized. The coding region runs from base 1 to 390 and encodes 129 amino acids. The record is from RefSeq and is a predicted model, not a curated record. The transcript is spliced from 2 exons. Lineage: Eukaryota; Fungi; Ascomycota; Eurotiomycetes; Eurotiales; Aspergillaceae.
AUGAAAGUCGGCGAACCAGUGACCAUUCUCAAGAUCCACGGCACCGACGGUGCCUUGAUUGAAGCUCCUAGUAUCAUCCGCACAUAUAAUGGCAUCUACUACAACUUCUUCUCAUUUCAUUGCUUCAGUUCACUCGGAUAUAAUACUGAUGGCUCUGGACAGCAAUCACCUGGUGAGGCCACGGUUUCUCGGGAGGGAAAUAAGAUCGUCUUCCAUGCAAAUUGUGAGGCCAGACGGUACAUGUACUCCCCUGCAAUCAACAUUCGAUCCAGGAACACUAUUGUGCCUCCCUUCCAGUUGAUAUUCCUGGAUCAAAUUCUGCCACCAACUCUACCACACUCUUUUGAGCUCGAUGAACCCUAUCAAAAGCUGUUUACUACCUGUGCUUGA